CUUUGGGUCACAUGACGCGAGGAAGAACCCGGAAACGAGAGCAAAAACAAACAUAUUAGCAGCAACGGGCUAGCAAAGCUAACGCUAGGAGAAAUAAUUCAGACAAGUGUGUUUUUAGCUGUUGGCCUGGGAGGUGGUUUUUUCCACAUAUGUUACAGAAGUUGUGAUGAUGUGACCAAACAACACCGAGAAGACAUUUUACCGUAACUGCUGUCUAUCGUCUGCUAACGCCCUUUAGCUCAUGCUAAUCAUCUACGCGUUGUUGUUUUCCUGUAAAUUUCAAGAUUCAGAUAAGAAGACAACAACGUGGUUGGUUUAAUCGAUUAUUGAUAUGUCUGAAAAUCAAGAGACUCAGGUAGAUUAACCUUAAGAACUGGAACUAACUGGAUUUCUAGGACACAACGGUCAGUCACUUGGAACUAAAGACCUGUCAGGAUGGUGCACGGCGGAGUGUGGUGUGUGGUAUCACCACUGACCGUACCGACGCUGGUCCUCUUCAGCGUCCUGACACUUUCACCCACACACGCCUACAUCUAUGCACAUUACAGCAAUACGACCUCCAUGCUGUUUGAAGACCUACCAGCCUUGUUUGGAAAUCCAGUCCCCAAGGACGGCCUCAUGGGAGUUCUGGUGGUGUCACGUCCACUCAACGGCUGCACACCGAUCGACCCGCCUCCUCCACUGCCGCCGUCGUUUGAUCCGAACAUCACCAAAUCCAUCGUUCUCAUCAGACGCUACGACUGCAACUUUGAUAUAAAGGUGCUGAAUGCCCAGCAGGCAGGAUACGACGCUGCCAUCAUCCACAACAUGUACUCUGACACUCUGCUCAACAUGAACUACAGCAACGAAACCAUCGCGGACGAGAUUGAAAUCCCUUCGGUCUUCACCAGCUUCUACGCUUCUCAGGUUUUCAGAAAGUUCAUCAUCCCAGAACAAGGGACGUACGUGAUCCUGAAGCCGGAGUUUUCUUUCCCUCUCACCUACUACCUUAUUCCCUUCACUGGGGUAGUUGGCAUGAUCAUCCUUGUGAUGAGUGUCGUCCUGAUCAUACGUUGUGUGAGGUACAGAAAAAGGCUCCGGAAAAAUCGUUUGUCCAAAGAGCAGCUGAAGCGCAUUCCCGUCCACAGGUUCAGUAAAGGCGACGACUACGAUCUGUGUGCCAUAUGUUUGGAUGAGUACGAGGAAGGAGAGAAGCUGCGAGUUCUGCCCUGUUCACACGCCUAUCACUGCAAGUGUGUCGACCCGUGGCUCACGAAGACCAAGAAGACGUGUCCCGUGUGCAAACAACGCGUCACUCAAAACCAAGCCGACCAGUCGGAGUCCGAGUCUGAGGUGGAGGCUGGGGGACGGGGGGAGGAGGAAGGGUCCGAGGGAGAGCCCGACUCGGAGCGCACCCCUCUGCUGCGGCCCUCCAACCCCGCCUCGCCCUCGGGCAGCCCGGGAGCCUACUCCGCCACCACCACCACCACCACCGCCCAGUGCCUGGUCUCCCCUCCCGUCUGCGACUCCCCUGUCCUGGAGUACGAAGGCUACUACUCCCCCCAGGAGGACAUGGACUCAGAGAGCGACGACACGGUAGACUACAGUCAUCAGACCGAGGACGACACCGCGCAGCUCCUCGGCAGGAACGCGGCACAGGUGUGAGCGCAGCAACAAACACUAACUGCUCUGUGACCACUUUGGUUUUUUUUCUUCUUUUUAUUAUUAUUUUUUUUAAGUCACAGAUUUUUCUUUUAGACACAACAACAUACUGUUAUCACCGCGACAUUUAUGAUGAUUUUAAAAUAGUUUGUAAGUUUGUGAUUCACUAGACUUCAGGCACCUUAAUAACAGGACUAACAGCCGUCAGUGACUGACGUGGUGUCGGUGUGAAACAACAGCCGCUCCUGGACAAACAGUCGCUUCACUUGAUUUUAAACUUCAAUGUCGUAAUGAAGAAGUUGAUCAAUUUAUUGACCCGCGGACGCCGAGCAGCAAACUCAAAGUCCAAUCGUGAGGUCAAAGGUCAACAAAAUUUACAAAAAGUAAAUAGUUUUAGACUUGAAUCUUUUCAGAUUUUUUUUAUUACAAUAGUUACUUUGUUUAGUUGUUUUGAAUGACUAACGGUUCAGUUUUUAUUCUUUUAAUUUCAAUUUCACAGCUUUUUCAUUCUUUUAAUACUCUCUAAUUUUCUCUCUAAUUCCAUAUUAACCUGUGACACCUGUGACUCACGUUUCCGCUGCUUCCACGUUCAGAUUCUCACUCUGUUGUUACUGUUGUUGCUCCGGCUCCGUCGGUCAGAGAGGAUGCGUUUGGAUUUGUCUGAGCUGAGAGGUUGAAACUGAGGUUUCAGGUUUAAAGGGGCAUUGGAGUUUUUUUUUUCUUCACUUAUUUUGAAUUCAUAACGUUGCUGUCACUGAACAAAUCCAGAUUUUUCUGCACAGCAAGAGAAGGAAACAAGUUGUAGGACCAUGUGUCGGAAGAGAAAACUGUGGAGUGUUGUAAGGUUUCUGUAAAUGUAAAUGUUUAGGAGUCGAAGGGAAAAACGAAACGCUCCAAAAAAGUUUUUUUUUUUUCUGCUCUAAAGAGAAAACCAAAAGUUCGUUUUUUUUUCCUUUACAUUAAAUACAAUGUGUGUUUAAGACAAACCAUGAGAUCCAGGACUGGAAGUCAGCCAAUCACAUUCUUGUAUUUAGUUGUUCUGAUCAUCUUCUCAAACUCUCACAAGUUUUUUUGUUCUCACUGAGAAAAAAAAAGAUGAAUAUAAAAAUCUGUUAUUGAUAACUGAGGUAUUUUAAAAAAAGGUUUCCUACAAAAACAUGUUUUUUUGUUCAGGUUUUCUGGAGUCGUUUGUCUUUUUCACUGCCGUCUGAUGUUGGAAUUCUGAAGAUAAGAUUAAAAAAAAACUGUAAUCAUUAUUUUCCAGCAAUAACUGAUAUAAUAAUAUAGAACUGCUGUUUGUUUUUGUUGUUUUUCCUUCUGACUUUUCGUUCACUGAAACAAAUGGAAACCAAUGUAACAGCUGAGUUUCCCACGUGUCAUUAUAGUAAUAGAUGUACAGUGUCAAACCUAAUGCUGAUGAAUUAACACCGGUGUGAAGAGGAAGUGGGACUGUGGUGCCAUUAGUAGGAGAAUCAAUAACACUGUCUUUAAGUAGCUUCUCAUACACAAAACUAUUUAUAAUAAACUGAAGAAAAGUC
This is a messenger RNA of Cynoglossus semilaevis (tongue sole), 3179 nucleotides long. It is a transcript of the gene rnf167, whose product is annotated as ring finger protein 167. Bases 436 to 1644 code for a protein of 402 amino acids. Lineage: Eukaryota; Metazoa; Chordata; Actinopteri; Pleuronectiformes; Cynoglossidae. The transcript has 10 exons. The record is from RefSeq and is a predicted model, not a curated record.